CUACAGCCUGCGGCGCUUGUGGAGCAUGCGGUGCCACCGCUUGCGGCGCUUGUGGAGCAUGUGGCGCCACCGCUUGUGGAGCAUGUGGUGCCACCGCUUGUGGAGCUUGUGGAGCAUGCGGUGCCACCACUUGCGGAGCUUGUGGAGCAUGCGGCGCUACCGCUUGCGGCGCUUGUGGAGCCUGUGGCACUUGUGGUGCAUGCGGAGCCUGCGGUGCUGCUGCCUGUGGCGCUUGUGGAGCAUGUGGUGCCACCGCUUGUGGUGCUUGUGGAGCAUGCGGUGCUACAGCCUGUGGAGCAUGCGGGGCUGCUUGCGAUGUUCUGCGCCAUGAAUCUCACGGUGAUGAACGGCGCCACGCCCGUGAGCAUUUCCCAAUGCAACCUGCCUGGCUACUCGAUCGUCAUCGAUUCAAAGCAGGAUCUGACCGAGGUGUCUUACGACAUCUCGGGCGGUCGCAUGAAGGCUGAUUUCCAUCGCAAGCUGAACACAGGCGAUUGUACUGACUUGGUUCUGACCGCAGACACUCCGCUCUACAUCAUCAUGGCCAUGGGUGCCAAGGACAACCUGAACGUGGUGGCACAUGGCUUGUCAGAGACACACAACGUUGUUUGCAUGGGCACGAUGAUGGAGACGAUCGAGUGCAAGCCCCCGAGCGAGUGGGCAGAUCAGCCACCCACUGCGCCCGACAGCACUUCCUCCGCAGCUUCCAUUGGUUUGGGAUUGGCGGGCGUCUUCCUGGCCUUGCUGUGA
Molecule: messenger RNA, 750 nt
Organism: Symbiodinium sp. CCMP2456
Lineage: Eukaryota; Dinophyceae; Suessiales; Symbiodiniaceae
Source: the annotation of a GenBank genome assembly